AUGCAUUCCAAGGCGGCAGAGUCGAGCGCAACGGCGCACCCUUCUUCGGAGAGACCAACGACGCCCACCCCCGAUGCCCAGCCGACGGUUGCCCGCCAAACCCAGCCGCCGCUGAUCAACAACGUGCAAUCAUUCGUGCAACAACCAUAUUUGUAUCCGCCGCAACCACCGCUCUACGGACCUGGGCCGCGUAAACCUCGCAUCAUUCCGUUCACGAGAUCGUGGCACAUUGCCAAGAUUGUGUUGCGAUCGGUCGAGCUCGCCUGUGCCAUCAUCGUCAUUGCCCUGACAAUCGCCCUCAUCUCCGUCGCACUCUACGCUGGCCAUCUUCCGUUGGCUCUGAGCCUGCCACCGGCUUGCAUGUGUGUCCUGUGGGAGACAGCAGAGUUCAUUACUCUCUGCGCGCGAGGCGGCAAGCAGGGCAUCCACCCAGGAGCUCACGUCGGCGUCCACCUCGUCACGUGGCUGUACUGGGCUCUAGGUAUUGUCUGUAUGGGCAUGUUCUCCUUCUACCGAGGUGACUACCGAGACAGCUCGGACUUUGACUAUGGCAUGGGCCUCAACUAUGGCAUCAUCGGUACCAGCGCGGCCGCGUUCCUCGUCACCUUUACCUUGUUCGUCCGCGCCUGCGUCGAGACCAAUCAACGCAACCGUCAGCAGCGGCAGAUUUUUGUCAUGGCUGGAAACGGCGGCCCCUUUUAUGUCAUGCCGCAGGCACAGGCGGCCUCGCUGAUGCAGCAGUAUCCGCAAGCUAUGCCUAUGCCUGGUGUCUAUCCCGGCGCCCCUCAAUAUCCUCCCGCGCGAGACUAUAAGGUCCCAGUUACAGGCGGCGCACCAGCGCAUCCCGUCAUUUCGCCUGCCGAUGGAUCGUUCUACGGUCCGGGAAACCCUCACCAACAGCAAUCUUGA
Molecule: messenger RNA, 909 nt
Organism: Verticillium nonalfalfae
Lineage: Eukaryota; Fungi; Ascomycota; Sordariomycetes; Glomerellales; Plectosphaerellaceae
Exons: 3
Coding region: 1-909 (302 amino acids)
Source: RefSeq, a predicted model, not a curated record